UCAAGAGGGCGCAGUAAUGCAUGCUGGAUUCUGCUGAUGCCGGUGUGAUUCCUUGCACAAGUUGCAUCAUUCAGGCCUGUUUUAGAUUUUAACCAUGGCAGAUGCUGAGAAAAAAGCUGUUGUCGAAGAGAUUAAGAAACAAGGAGAAAUCGUGAGAAAAUUAAAGGCAGAAAAAGCAGAUAAGGAAAAGGCCUAACUCAACAGUUUUCUUUCAUCUCUCUGCCCAAACGGAUCUUCUUCGGACUCUACCGCAUCAUUGGCAUCGAUUUCUCCAACAUCCUCCACCCAAAAUCUGUGUGCUCACUUCAUUGGAACUGUCUCGCUGCUCCUGCUGGACCGUCCUGGCUAUGGCGCUGACGUGGACCAAACUUGUGUUUUUGCGUCGACUUGGUUGCCGCUGGUCUCCCUUAUCUGUGGCUGCGCAACACCUGUGCAAUGAUGCUAACAUUCAGAUUGCGGAAGAGGUUGCCAAGCUUCUAGAGCUGAAAGCCCAAAUCGGAGAUGUUGGCACAAAUCAAAAAUUUAUCCUCAAAACCCCAAAGGGGACCAGGGACUACAACCCCAAGCAGAUGGCUAUACGUGAGGGCGUCUUCAAGACCAUUGUAGACAGCUUCAAGCGUCACGGGGCAGAGACACUGGACACGCCCGUCUUUGAGCUGAAGGAGACCCUGACGGGCAAGUAUGGGGAGGACUCCAAGCUGAUCUAUGACCUCAAGGACCAAGGAGGGGAGCUGCUGUCGCUGAGAUACGACUUGACUGUACCCUUUGCACGCUACCUGGCGAUGAAUAAAAUCAACAGGAUUAAGCGUUACCAUAUCGCUAAGGUAUAUCGCCGUGACAACCCUGCCAUGACACGCGGAAGGUACAGAGAAUUCUACCAAUGUGAUUUUGAUAUAGCUGGGCAGUAUGACCCGAUGAUACCUGACGCAGAAUGCGUCAAAAUCGUCCACGAGAUUCUCACCAACCUGGGCUUGGGAGACUUUGUCAUCAAGGUGAAUCACAGAGAGAUUCUGGAUGGAAUGUUUGAGGUCUGCGGGGUGCCUGCCGACAAGUUCCGCACUAUCUGCUCAUCUGUUGACAAACUAGACAAGACAUUCUGGGAAGACGUCCGGGAAGAAAUGAUAGAGGAGAAAGGACUGGACCCGGCAACGGCAGACAAUAUCGGUCAGUACGUCAAGAUGAACGGUGGCUUGGAGUUAGUAGAGCAGCUGCUUCAGGACCCGCUACUGCCCACGAGCAAGGCCGCUAAGCAGGGACUAGAAGGCAUGCGAACCCUGCUGAAAUACUGCCAGAUCUUUGGAGUCCUGGACAAGGUUUCCUUUGACCUCAGCCUAGCCAGAGGGUUGGACUACUAUACAGGUGUCAUCUAUGAAGCUGUGCUUAAAGGUUCUGAGAUGCUACCAACCAAGACUGGAGAGCAGGUGGGGGUGGGGUCAGUGGCAGGAGGAGGGCGCUACGAUGGCCUGGUCGGCAUGUUUGAUCCUAAGGGCAAGCAGGUGCCCUGUGUCGGCGUGAGCAUCGGCAUCGAGCGAGUCUUCUCCAUCAUGGAGGCCAAAGCCCAGGCAAAAGCAGAGAAGAUCAGGACAACAGAGACGGAUGUACUAGUAGCCUCCGGUCAACGCGACAUGCUGGAGGAGAGGUUAAAACUCUGCACGGAGCUAUGGGAUGCUGGAAUCAAGGCAGAGAUGAUCUACAAGAAGAAUCCCAAGAUGCUGAACCAGUUUCAGCUGGCGGAGACGACCGGCAUCCCUCUCAUAGCUGUCAUAGGGGAGGCUGAGCUGAAGAACGGAACGGUGACACUCAGAAACAUGGAAACAAGAGCAGAGGAGCAGAUACCACGAGCUGACCUGAUAUCAGUCAUCAAGGAACGGUGCAGACAGAUAUCAUCCUCAUGAGUAGCGUUUUAUCUUAGAAUUAAAAAUUUUCCUUAGUGUCAACUUGGAACUGUGUUACCUUGUUUAACAAGAUGACAUUUGCUUUACGGAAGUUACGAACGGUGUCUGGUUGAUGUCCAUAGCAGCUUGCCUUACUCUUAGGAAAAUUGAAUUGUUUGGGGCAAGAAGAGUAUAACAUGAUGCAACUACUGUACGCAAUAUUCUGUGAAGAAUAUUUUGUAAGGGUUUCACAAUUUAAAGUAAAGCUCAUUACUAUUAUAGACAUAUUUAUUCCUCAGUCAUUUUACUGAUCCCACCAUCUUUGCUAAAAAUGAUUUCCCAGAGUAGUAAAGCAUUGUUGAUGGGACACUGUAAAAAUUUUCACCAAACUGUGUCACUUCCUUAGUAUUUAAUCUAAAAUUGCACAAGAUAUCUUCCCCAGUAAUGGUAGCACUUGACACGCAUCAUUGUCAUCUGCUUUUCUUCUCGGCACUUGUAUAAAGAGUUGGCAUAAUGACAUAAUAAAACUCUGCUAUUUUACAUUUACGUUUAUAUUUCACCAAACUCUGUCACUUCCAUAGUGUUUUAUCUAAAGUUGCCCCAAAAUGUAUUGUUUCUGUUGGUCCAAAGGGAGCUUUUCAGUCUGUUGUUGUUUAGCAAAUAUGGAAAUAUCUGUGCAAAUAAAUGAAACAAUAAUUGUCAGGUCUGAUCACUGGUCAUAUAAUUAUGUCACAGUAGAUACAUGUUGCGACUAUAGCUAAAUAAUAAAAGAAACCUCAUGGAUGGAUGUAAUUUGAAACAUUAACAUCUUUUCGUUUUUUAGUUUUAAAGAUGGUUUGGUAAAAGACAGAAGUUCUCAGGAUUCUCGUUUUUUCGAUCAUGAUUGCAAUUGUAUAGUUCAACUCGUCAAUGCUUUCAUUUCUAAGAAAGAUCAGUAUCUGUUUCUUUGCAUGUUCUAAACUGUGCACAUUUUUUUUUCAUAAAUUGUCUUUAAAAUAAAAGUUUACCCCCAUGUGGAAUAUUAGCAGAUGGUUAUUGUAGUGGAUUUUUAUCUGUGAUGGCACAGAAUUUGCCUUUUGUGGGAAAUAAAACUUUCCUUUGUGGAAAUUCUUAAAACACA
Molecule: messenger RNA, 2994 nt
Organism: Patiria miniata (bat star)
Lineage: Eukaryota; Metazoa; Echinodermata; Asteroidea; Valvatida; Asterinidae
Product: histidine--tRNA ligase-like
Exons: 13
Coding region: 348-1895 (515 amino acids)
Biological process (GO): mitochondrial translation; histidyl-tRNA aminoacylation
Cellular component (GO): cytoplasm; mitochondrion
Molecular function (GO): ATP binding; histidine-tRNA ligase activity; identical protein binding
Source: RefSeq, a predicted model, not a curated record